Photinus pyralis (common eastern firefly) is the source of this 1596-nucleotide messenger RNA. Its product is annotated as facilitated trehalose transporter Tret1-2 homolog. The record is from RefSeq and is a predicted model, not a curated record. Gene Ontology annotation, cellular component: membrane. Gene Ontology annotation, molecular function: sugar transmembrane transporter activity. Lineage: Eukaryota; Metazoa; Arthropoda; Insecta; Coleoptera; Lampyridae. The coding region runs from base 131 to 1501 and encodes 456 amino acids. The transcript is spliced from 2 exons. Gene Ontology annotation, biological process: carbohydrate transport; transmembrane transport.
UGUGUGUGUACACUAUUUUCAAUUUAUACCAGUAUCUUUAGACCUUAGCGUUUGUAUCGACUCAAAAUUAGUGCUGUUCGGUUCGUUCAAAACUCAAAAUCGUCAUUCGAGUGCUGGUUGAACACGUAGAAUGACCCAUACGGUGAAGAACAACGCGAUUCCCUUGAUUGGGAAAUUGAAAAUGUUAUUCGCCACAUUUUGUCUUGGACCGGUGACAUUGGGUGUAUCAAUCAGCUGGACAUCACCUGUACUACCACAACUCGAAUCAAACGCCACCUCCUUCCAUCUAACCAGCGAGGAGUCGUCAUGGGUCGGAUCGAUGCUGGGACUCGGCGUACUAGCGGCCGCACUACCCAUAGGAUACCUAUCGAGCCGUUUCGGUCUAAAGAAAUGCGUCAUCGGACUUAUCCUACCACUGCUAAUAUUCACAGUUGUCGCCGUAUUCUCGAAGGACGUGUACAGCCUCUGCAUCGCGCGUUUCUUCUCCGGCAUCGCAACGGGAGGAAUCUGCGUGAUCAGUCCGAUGUACACGUCAGAAAUUUCAGACGUAUCGUUCAGAGGCACUUUGGGGUCGUUCUUCGAAUUUUUACUUUACGUUGGGGUAGUACUGGUCGCGAUCAUCGGCGCUUACGUCGAGUACAAAACGCUAACCGUCAUGCUGGGGAUUGUCGGUUUGGCUUUGACGAUGAUUUUCAUAUUCCUCCCCGAAAGUCCGACGCAUUUGAUGAAAAUCAAUAAGAGAGAGGAGGCAGAGAGAGCGCUUCGAUUUUAUAGAAGCAAGAAUUGUGAUAUUUCCGAUGCAAUGAUGGAAAUUGAGACCAGUAUUAAGAGCAAGGAGAACCAGCUAAGCGUAAAAGAGGCGCUGACCAGCAGACGAGUUAUACGCGGCUUAAUUGCAGCCGUUGGACUUACAGUUUUCCAAAAGUUCUGCGGAGUCGACUGUAUCUUAUUUUAUAGCGUGAGCAUUUUUCAAGUAACACAGACUGGUAUGAACGCGUACACUUCCACGAUCGUCUUGGCCUUGGUGCAACUGGUCUCCGCCGUUUUGAAUGUUUUCGUAAUAGAAAUGGCCAAUCGCCGACUGUUCCUAUUCAUCUCCACAAUUGGCAUGGGAAUAUCACUUGGAGUAUUGGGCAUGUACUUCCAACUGAAGGAGCUUGGAAUUAACUUUACCGGAAUAGAAGCGAUUCCGCUUGGAAGUCUGAUUGCUUACGCCUUCACAUUUUCCAUGGGCAUGGGACCGAUACUGUGGAUGAUUAAUGGAGAACUGUUCGCACCGGACGUGAAAGGGCUAGCGAAUGGUAUAACGAUGACCUCAAAUUGGAUACUACUGAGCACCGUGACAAAGUCAUUCCCAAUAAUGAUGAACAAUAUGGGCCCUAAUUAUACUUUUUACUUAUUUGCGGCGUCUAUGUUUUUGUGCGCCAUUUUUGUUAAGUUUUUCGUACCUGAGACGCGCGGUAAGACAUUAGAACAAAUUCAAAGUGACCUUAGCUCAUAAUAAUUUAACUAUUAACUUGUUUGUGUGUUUUUUAUUCGCAAAAAACGUAUCUAUGUAAAUAGGAUUAAGUUUUUAGAAAAGAUUUUUUUAUCGAC